This is a messenger RNA of Blumeria graminis f. sp. triticale, 3402 nucleotides long. The record is from the annotation of a GenBank genome assembly. Lineage: Eukaryota; Fungi; Ascomycota; Leotiomycetes; Helotiales; Erysiphaceae.
UCUUUAGCAUCAACAUCAACACUUCAGCAAGGCUCUUCACGGGUGUUAGGACUGGCUCUCGGAAUUUGCGCAAGGCAUAAGCUUGAUCUCUGCGACGAAAAAAUUGUUUUCAAUAAAGCAAUGUUAUACGGCCGAAACUAUACAUGGCGAUUUGCACUCCGAGAUGCAAGAAGAUCUCUUAUAACAUAUUCUAACACAGCAAGCAAAUUUAAUUAUUCUUCAAACUUACCACGAAUUAAGACAACCUUAAUAACUUCAGUAAAACCGAAAUUACCUCUCUCAAUAGCUCAUCGCAGCGCCGAAUUCUCUACAUCUUCAGAUAAACGGAAAGAGCCUCCAAAGACUCCUAAAGGACCUCCUAAUGAAGUGUCAGAAGAAAGUGGAAAGGAUAAUUCUGAGUCAGUAUCCAGCGAAAAUAGUGAUGAAAGCUUAAAUGACAACAAGACAAAAAGUACUGCGCUUCCUUCUCCAACCAGCAACUCACCCACAAAUAACGCAAGUGAUGAGAAAUCAAGCAGUAGCGCCCCUACUUUAAGUUCGGUUGAUAGUGGUAUGGAAUCAACUAAGAAAGGACGUAAAGGCUCUUCAGAUAAAGCUUUACAGAAAGUUUCGCCGCCUGAAAUAUAUCCACAAGUUCUCGCAAUACCUCUUUCAAAACGUCCCUUAUUUCCCGGUUUUUACAAACCUGUUACAAUUCGAAAUAAGCAUGUAAUUGCAGCCAUACAGGACUUGCUUAAAAGGGGCCAACCAUAUAUAGGAGCUUUUGUCUUUAAAGAUGAGAAUUCGGAGGGUGAUGUUAUUGAAGAUAUAAAUGAUGUUUAUGAUACUGGAAUAUUCGCACAGAUCACGGGCGCCUACACUAAUAAUGGCGAGAGUGGUGGCAUCACAGCUAUAUUCUACCCACACAGGCGUGUAAAAUUAACAUCAUUAACAACCCCCAAUGUUGGUCCAAGUCUUGUAGAGGUCAAGAAAACAGAGGCUACACUAUCAGAUGUAACAAUUCCUGAUGUCAUCCCACCGAAAACCGCAAAGGAGGAUUUAGUAUCAGAAAAAAAGAGAAAUGUUACUUCAGGGGUCGAAGAUCAGGCAAUUCAACAAAAAAAUACUGAUAAGCCAACAACCUAUGAACCUACAGCUUUUUUGGAGAAGUAUCCAGUUAGUAUUGCCAAAAUUGAAAAUCUUAUUGAGGAGGCACACGAUCCAAAAUGUUCCAUGAUCCGAGCCUUAACAAACGAGAUUGUGAAUGUUUUUAAAGACGUAGCAAGCUUGAAUAGUUUAUUCAGAGAUCAGAUUUCCACCUUUUCUAUGAGUCAUUCUUCGGGAAAUGUCCUGACGGAGCCAGCUAAACUGGCCGACUUUGCAGCAGCAGUAUCUUCGGGUGACGUGACUGAUUUACAAGAAAUUCUUGAGACUCUCAAUGUGGAGGAAAGAUUAAAGAAAGCUUUAGUGGUCGUAAAAAAAGAACUCAUGAAUGCAAAGCUACAAUCUAAAAUUACAAAGGAUGUAGAGAAAGCAAUAUCAGAUCGACAACGAGAAUACUGGCUAAUGGAACAAAUGAAAGGGAUUCGAAGAGAACUUGGAAUUGAAUCAGAUGGAAAAGAUAAAUUAGUAACCAAAUUUAAGGAAAAAAGUGAGAAAUUAGCAAUGCCGGAGGCUGUCAGGAAAGUUUUUGAGGAAGAGUUAAACAAACUAGCUCAUUUAGAGCCAGCUGCUUCCGAAUUUAAUGUCACAAGAAAUUACUUAGACUGGCUAACUCAAAUCCCGUGGGGUCAACAAAGUGUGGAGAAUUUUAACAUCCAAAACGCUAUAACUGUUCUCGAUGAGGAUCACCAUGGUCUAAAAGAUGUAAAAAGUCGAAUUCUAGAGUUUAUCGCGGUCGGUAAGCUAAGGGGCACCGUUGAAGGUAAAAUCAUAUGUUUCGUUGGGCCACCUGGUGUUGGAAAAACGAGUAUAGGCAAGAGCAUUGCUAGAGCACUAAACAGAGAGUACUACAGAUUCAGUGUUGGAGGACUCGCAGAUGUGGCUGAAAUCAAGGGUCACAGAAGGACCUAUGUUGGUGCAUUACCAGGGCGGAUUGUUCAAGCGUUGAAAAAAUGCCAAACAGAGAACCCUUUAAUCCUGAUUGACGAGAUAGACAAACUAGGUAGAGGUCACCAAGGCGAUCCUGCAAGCGCGCUCCUUGAACUUCUCGAUCCAGAGCAGAAUAAUGCGUUCCUUGAUCAUUAUCUUGAUGUCCCAAUCGAUCUGUCGAAAGUUCUUUUUGUUUGUACAGCUAAUAUGACGGAUACAAUUCCACAACCGCUUCUGGAUCGAAUGGAAAUGAUCGAGCUUUCAGGCUAUGUUGCAGAUGAAAAGAUUUCAAUAGCAGAGAAAUAUCUUGGACCAUCAGCAAAGGAAUUAGCUGGCUUAAAAAAUGCGGAUGUUAACUUAAAUAGAAGUGCCAUCGAAGAGUUAAUCAAAUUUUAUUGUCGUGAAUCUGGAGUCCGUAAUUUAAAGAAGCAUAUUGAGAAGGUCUACCGCAAAUCUGCGCUAAAGAUUGUUAAGGAUCUUGGAGAAGAAGUAUUGCCCGAAACAGAGGCUCUUACAGAAGAGGGGAAAGCAGCAGUCACCGAAUCAAACAAAGAUGGAAAGGAAACAUCUGAAACGCCUCGAGUUGGUCUACAGGUUCCCAAUACAGUGCAUGUAGCUAUUGAUAAGGAUAAUCUCAAGGAUUAUGUCGGUCCCCCAAUUUUUACCUCGGAUCGUUUGUACGAUACGACACCGGCCGGUGUCGCAAUGGGACUUGCGUGGACUCAAAUGGGAGGGGCAGCACUAUAUGUGGAAACGAUCCUUGAAAGUGCACUCUCGUCUGAUUCUAGACCUGGAUUAACUAUCACAGGAAAUUUGAAGUCUGUAAUGAAAGAAUCGGCCACAAUCGCCUUGUCUUUCGCAAAAUCAGUUAUAGCCGCUAGAUUCCCCGAAAACCGUUUCUUUGACAAAGCCAAAGUGCACCUUCACUGUCCAGAAGGCGCAGUUUCCAAAGAUGGACCAUCAGCAGGAAUCACUAUGGCGACUUCGUUUCUCUCCUUGGCUUUAAAUCGGCCAUUAGAUCCAACUAUAGCUAUGACUGGAGAACUCACCAUCACUGGCAAAGUACUUCGGAUUGGCGGCCUGAGAGAGAAGACAGUAGCAGCUCGGCGUGCGGGAUCAAAAGUUAUUAUCUUUCCCGAAGAUAAUAUGUCUGACUGGCUUGAGUUACCAGAGAAUAUAAAAGAGGGAAUCACUGGUCAUCCAGCAAAAUGGUACUCUGAUGUUUUUGAACUAGUGUUCCCAAAUAUUGAUGCAAUAGAUGCAAACAAUUUAUGGAAAAAACAACUAACGCAAAAAAAUGAUGAAACGAAGAAUGAUGAUGGUUUUGAAUAA